Rhinocladiella mackenziei CBS 650.93 is the source of this 945-nucleotide messenger RNA. RefSeq lists its product as uncharacterized. The transcript is spliced from 3 exons. Gene Ontology annotation, molecular function: sphingomyelin phosphodiesterase activity. The record is from RefSeq and is a predicted model, not a curated record. Bases 1 to 945 code for a protein of 314 amino acids. Gene Ontology annotation, cellular component: cytoplasm. NCBI's taxonomy places the organism in Eukaryota, Fungi, Ascomycota, Eurotiomycetes, Chaetothyriales, Herpotrichiellaceae.
AUGGUUGCCCGCUCAGUCUUCACUUCGCAGUUGCUUGCUCUUGUCAGCCUGCUUCACCGAUCGACUUUUGCCCAAACAGCCGGCACGUUCGAUUUCCUUACCUACAACGUUGCAGGACUUCCCGCGAUUCUGAACGACAAUGGUGUAUCUGGCGACAAGGAAACAAACUCUGGCACCAUCGGAUCCAAACUCGCAGAGGGCGCGUACGAUGUCGUUCACAUGCAAGAGGUAUGGUCUGACCUGAGAGCUCUUGAUUCUCGUAUUGAUGAACAGAAGGAUUUCAACUAUCACGCCUACAUCUAUGCGACCGACAAUCACCCGUACCGAACGGCGACAUCCGGGGGCGUUCCGUUCGGCAGUGGCCUAAACACCGUAGCCAACUACGAUUGGAGUACUUUCAAUCGAAUCACAUGGAACAGCUGCAAUCUCAACGAGGGCGAUUGCUUGACGCCUAAAGGCUUCACCUUCAUGCGUCUCGAGCUCGCCGAUGGCGCCACUGUUGACUUGUACAAUCUCCAUGCUGAUGCUGGUUCAGACACUGGCGACUCUGACGCUAGACAGGCUGGCAUCGAGCAGAUUCUGGCCUACGUCGACGCUAACUCCGCUGGGCAAGCCGUUAUUAUUGCCGGUGACACCAACGACCGAUACACUAACUCAGAUCGAAGCAUCGAUCUUCUAACAAAUGCUGGAUUUACCGAUUCAUGGGUGGAACUGAUCAAAGGCGGCACCUACCCUACAGCUGGUGCGACAGCUAACCCAUGUGACGUCCCCGCUGCUUCGAACGCCUGUGAAGUAGUAGACAAAGUCCUCUAUCGGUCGGGAAACUCUAUAAGCCUCUCGGCGACGGCGUGGUCUUAUGCUUCUGACUUCUUCGUUCAAGAGAAUGGAGACCCGCUAUCGGACCACAAUCCCGUCCUGGUUCAGUUUGCCUGGUCGACCGCAUAA